Molecule: messenger RNA, 399 nt
Organism: Pestalotiopsis fici W106-1
Lineage: Eukaryota; Fungi; Ascomycota; Sordariomycetes; Amphisphaeriales; Sporocadaceae
Exons: 1
Coding region: 1-399 (132 amino acids)
Source: RefSeq, a predicted model, not a curated record
AUGAAUCCAGUUUCGACACCUCCCAGCGCGCAAGUCCUACACCAUAUUAUUUUACACGGUCAAACUAACUCUCGCAGCAGUGAGGCCAGUACGCUCGGUGGCGUGCGCACCUGGUUCAACCCGGCCGGAAUGUAUUACGAGGACAAUAAAUGGACAACAGAAAGGGCAAUCCAGAUAGAAUUCUACACCAUUCUUGCCGUCAUUAUAUUUUCACUCAUCCUUGGAUGCAUCACCAGUUGCAAGAUUAUGCAUUGUUUCUCGCCCUCACAUUGGGUGCGGUUCAGGGCAGCCGAGAUUGACGCCCAGAUGCAAGAGGCGUAUAAAGCAGCCAAGGACAGGGAAAUUGCCAAGGCUCAAGAAGAAAAACAGACUGGAAUCCGAUCUGGCAAAUACAGGUGA